CCUUCACCUUCAUUGUCCCGCUGAUCGCUGCAGGCGCAGGGGGAAGCUUCUUCUUCUACUAAUACAGCAAGGAGCAGAGUACUUUAUUUUAGAUUAUUGUGGCAAGAAUGGAUCUACCAGCAGCCAACAACGGUGUUCAUUUGGCUGCGUACAGACCUAACCUCCCCACCUCAGUGCUAAAUGGCAAACCGACCUCUGGAGGGUUUGAUGAGUCUGCGUAUUCGCAGUACUACGGCGACGGCAGCAGUGAAACGUCCCGUGCAUCCGGCGCCCUGACUGGCUACGAGACCUUAGAUGCCCCACCACACUACGACUUCUACGCCAACACUCAGGUGUUGGGCCGCCGGAGGCGCUCCAGACCGUCCCUGUACCAGCUGCGCGCCAACCCUGAGGAUGACUCCAGUCCUCCCCUGUAUGAGGAGACCACAGCGGGUCAGAUGGAAGGAGACACAUCUGAGGAGGAUGAGGACGAGCAAACUGAGCCACAAUCUGAACCCACUCGUUUUGGUUGGAUACAGGGUGUCAUGAUUCGCUGCAUGUUAAACAUCUGGGGAGUGAUCUUGUACCUGAGGCUGCCUUGGAUCACGUCUCAGGCUGGGAUCGGUUUGACUUGGGUGAUUAUCCUACUGUCCUCUACUAUAACUGGGAUCACUGGACUCUCGACCUCAGCCAUCGCCACCAAUGGCAAAGUCAAAGGAGGYGGGACUUACUUCCUGAUCAGCCGCAGCCUCGGCCCGGAGCUGGGUGGUUCCAUCGGUCUGAUCUUUGCCUUCGCCAACGCCGUGGCUGUGGCCAUGCACACUGUGGGCUUUUCUGAGACCGUCACUGACCUCAUGGCGGAAAGUGGAGCUGUCAUGGUGGACAAAACCAACGACAUCCGCAUCAUCGGCAUCAUCACUGUCACAUGUCUGCUGGGCAUCUCCAUGGCUGGCAUGGCGUGGGAGUCCAAGGCCCAGGUAAUCUUCUUCAUGCUCAUCAUGGUAUCAUUUGCCAGUUAUAUUGUUGGGACAAUCAUGCCGGCUUCAACAGAGAAACAAUCCAAAGGUUUCUAUAGCUACAGAGCGGACAUCUUUGCAACCAAUUUUGUGCCGGACUGGCGGGGGCCAGGGGGCAGCUUCUUUGGCAUGUUUUCCAUCUUCUUCCCAUCUGCCACGGGCAUCCUGGCAGGAGCGAACAUCUCUGGAGAUCUGAAGAAUCCAGCAGUGGCCAUACCUCGAGGGACACUGAUGGCGAUAUUCUGGACUACGGUGUCCUACCUGAUCAUCAGUGCAACCAUUGGAUCCUGUGUUGUUCGAGAUGCUUCUGGCUCCAUAAACGACACCCUGACGUCAACCGUAGAGACCUGCAUUGGUUUACCCUGUCAGUACGGUUGGGACUUCACAGAGUGCAUCAAUAAUAACACCUGCACCUACGGCAUCAGUAACUACUAUCAGUCACUGAGCAUGGUGUCGGCCUUCUCCCCGCUCAUCACUGCUGGGAUUUUUGGAGCAACCCUGUCCUCUGCUUUGGCCUGCCUGGUGUCGGCUCCCAAAGUCUUCCAGUGUCUCUGUAAAGAUCAUCUCUACCCUCUCAUUGGCUUCUUUGGCAAAGGUUAUGGUAAAAACAACGAACCACUCAGAAGCUACCUGCUGACUUACUUCAUCGCUGCCUGCUUCAUCAUCAUCGCCGAGCUGAACACCAUCGCACCCAUCAUCUCCAACUUCUACCUGUGCUCCUACGCUCUGAUCAACUUCAGCUGCUUCCAUGCCUCCAUCACCAAUUCACCAGACCCCAGUGUUUGGUGCUGACCGGACCACCCAGCAGCCGCCCGGCUCUCGUGGAUCUCGUCAACUGCUUCACAAAAAAUCUCAGCCUCAUGAUGUGCGGGAAUGUGGUCACUGCCGGCACGUCUCCGUCGGUUUUAGAGAAGGCGAGCAGCAGCAGCCACGUGUCGUGGCUGAACCAAAGGAAGAUCAAGUCGUUCUACAGAGGAGUGGUGGCUGAAGAGCUCAGGUCUGGGGUUACCAUGCUGCUCCAGGGGGCAGGUUUGGGUCGGAUCAAGCCCAAUGUUCUGCUGAUGGGUUUCAAGAAGGGCUGGCGCAGCGACCCACCUCUGGCUUCUCACAACUACAUAGGAAUCCUGCAUGAUGCGUAUGACCUGCAGUACGGCGUGUGUCUGCUAAGAAUGAGGGAGGGAUUAGAUGUCUCUAAGCCGGCUCAGUCACACGUGAAUGAAGGUUUUGACGGGGGACCGGACAGUAUAAGCACCAUCUCCACGGCUUCAUGCAUUCGAGUCAGUGUUACCUCUUCUGUCAGUAUUGAACCUGAGCCUCAGCCCAGUUCGGUUUUCCAGCAGAAACAGGGAAAGAAGACUAUUGAUGUGUACUGGCUGUCUGAUGAUGGAGGUCUGACCCUGCUGCUGCCCUACCUGCUGACCCGCAGGAAGCGCUGGGCCAGGUGUAAGGUCAGAGUCUUUGUGGGAGGAGAAUCGGACAAAAAGGAGGAGCAGAAGGAGGAGGUUUUGUCUCUCAUUAAGAAGUUUCGUCUUGGUUUUCAUGAUGUUGAAGUUCUUCCUGACAUCUACCAGAGUCCUCAGCCCAUGAACRUCCAUCACUUUGAAAACAUGAUCAGACGCUUCAGGCUGGAGUCGAACCCCAAACAGGAGUCGGACUCGGACCCUCAGAGGCAGCAGAACGAACCCUGGAUGAUCACUGAACAGGAUUUAGAAAGAAACAUGGCCAAGUCUCUCCGUCAGAUCCGCCUGAAUGAGGUUCUGCAGGAUUACUCCAGAGAAGCAGCUCUUAUUGUGAUCACCAUGCCAGUGGGGAGGAGAGGACUGUGUCCCAGUUCUCUCUACAUGGCCUGGCUCGACAUCCUGUCCCGGGACCUUAGACCUCCGGUACUGAUGGUCCGAGGAAACCAGGAAAGCGUUCUAACGUUCUACUGCCAAUAAAAUGUUUCUCUGAGUGUACUGUUAAUAUGAAUCUGACUUCUCAGUA
Molecule: messenger RNA, 2978 nt
Organism: Austrofundulus limnaeus
Lineage: Eukaryota; Metazoa; Chordata; Actinopteri; Cyprinodontiformes; Rivulidae
Gene: slc12a3
Product: solute carrier family 12 member 3
Biological process (GO): cell volume homeostasis; sodium ion homeostasis; potassium ion homeostasis
Cellular component (GO): apical plasma membrane
Molecular function (GO): sodium:potassium:chloride symporter activity
Source: RefSeq, a predicted model, not a curated record